CCGGGGGCGGUGCCGGGGCCGGCGGCGGGGCCUGCUCAGGUGCGGCGGGCGGAGGCGGCUCGGCAGCGCAGUGUGUCCUGUGCCGCCGCCAUGAGCAGCGCGGAGCUGCCGCUCGGGGCCGGGCCGCGGGCUCAGCCCGCCUGGAAGCGGGAGAUCCUGGAGCGGAAGCGGGCCAAGCUGGCCGGGGCGGCCGGCGGCGAGCCGGAGCCCCCGGCGGGGGAGCGGCUGGUGGUGGCGGAGAGCCUGGGCCCGCUCCGCGAGAACCCCUUCAUGCGGCUGGAGAGCGAGCGGCGGCGGCUGCGGCAGGGGCUGCCCGGGCACGGCCCCGAGGCGGUGCGGCCGCUGCAGCAGCUGCUGGAGCUGUACAGCGCCGUGCCCGGCAUCCGCACCAUCCGCGCCGACAACAUCCUCAUCAUCGAGUCCCAGCCCGACGCCGCCGCCUGCUUUGCCGAGGGGGACGCGGUGCCCGGCGGCCGCCGCCGGGACCCGGCCGCCGCCUCCUCGUCCUCCCCGCCGCGGCGCCCCGACCCGCUGCGAGAGCUGCUGGCCCGCCGGGGCGCCGCCCUCGCCGAGAUCCGCGCUGAUCAGGUCGUCAUCUACGAGGCGACCGAGCCGCCGGAGCCGCCCGAGGCGGCCGAGCCGGGCACCGUCAGCCGCCUCCUGGAGAAGUUCGGGCAGCGGCCGCGGGGUCGCCGACGCCGCGGCGGGGAGGCGCUGACCGGGCCCGGGCCCGGCGCCGUGCCAGGCGGGGCGGCAGCCCCUCCGCAGGUGGGACCGGGCUCCCCCCGGGCCGGGCCGGCUGCUCCUCCGGCGGUGCCGGGCUCCCCCCGGGCAGGGCCGCCAUCUCCGCAGGGGGCACCCGGCUCCCCUCGGGCCUCGGCGCCCCUCCAGAGGGGACCGGGCUCCCCCAGGGCCUCGACUCCAAAGGCGAGACCGGGAUCUCCGCAGGCGGUGCCGGCCGCCCCCCAGCCGCUGCCGGCUCCCCCCCGGGCCGCCACCCCCGCAGCGGUGCCGGCCACCCCCCAGCCCGCUGUCCUGCAGCCGGCUUCCCCCCGGGCUCUGCUCCCCCAGCCCGCGGCCCCUCAGCCUCUCCCGGCUCCCCCCCGGGUUGUCACCCCUCAGCCUCUCCCGGCUCCCCCCCGGGUUGUCACCCCUCAGCCUCUCCCGGCUCCCCCCCGGGCUGUCACCCCCCAGCCCGUGGACCCCCAGGCAGCCCCAGCUCCCCCUCGGGCUGCAGCCCCCCAGGCGGUCCCAGCUACCCCCAAGGCCACAGCUCCCCAGGCCAACUGCUUUCUCCACAAGAUCGGCUCCAACUCCUUCACCGUCACCCCCCGGGGGCUGCCCCCCGGCAGCCGCGUCCCUGAGCCCGGCGCUGUGUCCGCCAGCCGUCCUGCACUGCCCAAGGGGCCGCCAGUGCCAUCUGCCAGCGCUCCCCAUGCCAGAGCCAAUGCCAGGAGGCCAAAGCCGGAGGAGGCUGAAGCGGCCGUGUCGCCCCCCCCCAGUGCCACUCUGGCCCCCAGUGCCACCGGCUCCAGCCAGCCGCUCUCUGCCUCUGCCCCCCAGGCCGGGGGCUCCUUUGAAAUCCACCCGGCCCCCAAGCCUGACUUGGCUGCCAUCCCGGCCCAUGACCUGCAGGCCCAGGCCCUGGCCAAGCUGCGCCUGAAUUCGCGCAAUUCCUUCCUUUUUGUGCCCCGCCGGGAGGGCAGCCCAGCUCUGCCCCCGGCCCAGAGCGCCAGGCUGGGGCUGCCGCCACCCUCGUCCUCGGAGAAGGCACCGAAGGAGCCCCCGAGGGCUUCCGCCCCGGAGCAGGAAGAGCCUGUCGCUUCCCCACCGGCGCCUGUGGAUCCGUUGGUACCUGUGACUUACAUCGAUGACAUUGUGGAGCCAGACAGCGGGGAGCUUUCUCCCAGGGCUGGCUCGGCCGUGAGGACGGGGAACUUGGCCGAUGAGCCUGGAGGAGCCGGCCCUGACCUGGACAUGGAGUUUUCCUCUGUGCCUGUCUACAGACCACACUCUGCCCCCCACCAGAAGGGAGGCAGCACCUUCACCGUCGUGCCCAAAAGGAAGCCUGUUGCCUCGGGGCUGCAGACUCUCACAGAUGCCAGCGGAAGGCCACAGUGGGAGGAAGAGGAGGAGGAGAGCAAAGGAAAAGGCAAAGCCAUGGAGAACGCUGACGGGCCCCAAGCGGGGCCGUCCCAUAAAAAGCGCUACCCCACGGUGAAUGAGAUCGAAGUGAUUGGGGGGUACCUGUCCCUGGAGAGGUCCUGCAUGAGCAAGACGGGCUCCCGCCGCAAGAAGAUGAAGAUCUCUUUCAAUGAGACAAGUUUGCAGACUAUGUUUGAGUACCCAUCAGAGAGCUCACUGGCAGAAGAGGAGGAGGAGGAGGAAGAGGAAGGAGAAGGACAUGCUUCUGAAACAGAGGAGGACAAAUCUUGCACCUUUUACAUUCCACGCCCUUUGCAUCCCAAUACACCUAACUCAGCAGAUUUAUCCAGCUACACCCCAAAGCACUCCGUGAAGUUCAGCGAGUGGCAGGAGCAGAAGUAUGAGGAGAUGCCUGCCACAGAGGGACCCCUCCCAAAGGAAGCUGAUUCCCACGGGAGCCAAGUCAUGCUCACCCCAGCAGAGAAGGGCGGACUCUCCGAUUUCAGCAGUGAGCCCGCUCUGUAUUUUUGAUUGCUCCAUCUUCUGGCCUGCAGCAGCGGCUGCUGGACAAAACGUGUCAGUGCACCUUCCGAAUGCCCAUGCAAGCACCAUGGACAUAAGCUUCUGGGUCCCUCCCUCACCACGGUUUUUGUUGGAUCCUGAUGCCAAGGAUGGACUAGAUGCUAUCGGGCAUCUUCGGAGAAUAUUUGCACUGGAUUCUGGGACCUAACUACUACUUUUAAGGCGUAUGAUUUAUUCUACUUGUGGCCUUGCAUAUUCCUUGUUCAAGAUCAGCUGCCAAUUAGGCAAGCAUCUUAAGAACAGUUGUGUAAUCUCGGGAUGGACGUAGACUCUCUCAGUGCUUAUCUGACUCCACUCAUCCAGGCACUGUACGAGGUCGGGACGGCUUUUGUAACACUUCUCCCGUCAGAGGCCCCCGUGAAGAACGGUUCUGGAGUGGGAGCAUUGGGAGUACCCGGGCAGUUAGCUGGAUUCACAGGAGUGGUUGUGACUUGACAGCUAGAUUGGGUGUCAGUUUGGAAAACCACUGAAGGCUCAUGGUUUGUUCUCGGCAUGUUUCUGGGUCUAGUUUCACUGAACCAUCAUGGAAUUAAUGUGCCAGUUACGUUUUUGUGAAGGAAGCUGAACGCACUGUGUGAGGGAUGGGAAGGGGAAUAAAUGCCUUUAGCUUUAGGGGUCAUUUUUGCACUGAUCUGUAAAGAAGUGUCCAGACUGGCUUGAGCCUCUUGAAGAUUCCCAAACAUUGGCCAUAGCUUUGGUCUGUCCAUACCCAACGCUGGCGUCCAGUCUCCAAUAACUGCUGAUUCUACCUUAGUUUGCCAGUUCCUCUAUGUUGCUUUCUUCCAGCAUCUAACAGGGCCAGGCCCAAGAUUUAUCUGUCUUGGUUGGCAGGGAGGCUUCCUUCUUGCCGUGCUCGCUCCGCUCCUCUAAUGCAAAGUACAGGAGGGCUGUUUCACUCCUUUCUUCUGCAGAACUUGAACAAGGAAUAUGUUUUUUUUUUCUAGGAUUUUUAUAGUUCUAUUGUAAUUGUUUAAUGCAGCCAAUAUGCAAAAGAAUCUGCUAGACUCUUCCAUGUAAGUUUUCUACUACUGUAAACUCAGGGUCAAAAUUGCACUCUGGAAAAGAUGGAACACUGCUGCUAAAGUGAUUUGUACUUCUGGGAUUAAAAGAGAUGUGGUUGGAAUGGA
Molecule: messenger RNA, 3854 nt
Organism: Grus americana (Whooping crane)
Lineage: Eukaryota; Metazoa; Chordata; Aves; Gruiformes; Gruidae
Gene: TPRN
Product: taperin
Exons: 4
Coding region: 91-2676 (861 amino acids)
Molecular function (GO): phosphatase binding
Source: RefSeq, a predicted model, not a curated record